Messenger RNA from Catharus ustulatus (Swainson's thrush), 1698 nucleotides. RefSeq lists its product as uncharacterized. NCBI's taxonomy places the organism in Eukaryota, Metazoa, Chordata, Aves, Passeriformes, Turdidae. The transcript has 9 exons. The coding region runs from base 84 to 1034 and encodes 316 amino acids. The record is from RefSeq and is a predicted model, not a curated record.
GCGGCCCCGGAAGCACCGCCGGGACCCCUCCGCAGCCAUGUAGGGCCCGCGGCCGGGGCGGGACGCGACGCGCGGCCGUCGCCAUGGACGGCAGCGGCGCCGCGGCUCCGGCGGGGCCGAGCCUGCCCAACCUCACCCCGCGGCACCGGCAGCUCAUCCCCACGCCCUGCGGACCGAUAAAACCAUGUUCAGAGCUCUCAUUCCCUGUGAAGAUCUACUUCUGUGUCACUAUUUUGUCCCUGCUGAGUGUCAUAGGGCUGACCAUAGAGACACUGGUGCGCCAGACUGAGGAGGAUUUCACCAUUUCCUUCAUUCAGUUGGUUGGAGUUGUGUUCUGUGUGUAUUAUGUGAGCAGGGGCAUCCUGCAGGAGAACCGCCAGGAGCUGGUUGUGUUCGUGCUGUCCAUCCUGCUGCUGAUGCUGCGCUCCAUCAUCAACUUCACCCUGCUCCCCUCUGGGCAGAAAGCUCAGCUCCUGGCCCGGUUUGUGCUGAUCCUGCUGGUGGGUUCCUUCGAUGUCAUCUGUGCCCUGAUCCUCAUGCAGAGCCAGUCCAUGAUGGCAUUUCGGGUGGGGGGUGCCCUGGAGAGCCUGCAGUGCCAGUACUUCAUGCUCAACCUCUGCUUCUCCAUGCUCACUUUUGAUCUGCAGGCACAGCUGUGCCUGUGCAUCCUCCUGAUCAGCCUGCACGAGGUCACCCUGCUGCACAACAUCAUCUCAGCCACGGGAGUGCUCUGGGGCUGCCUCAAGGUCACCGUGGGCAUCAUUGCAAUUUUGAAAGAGCUGAAAGCUCUGGUGUGGAUAUUUGUGAUUCAGAACGUGCCUGAGGUGGUUUAUCUCAGCUACCUGCUCUACACGGUGAUAAGGGAGUGGGGCAAAGGCAAUUCCUACACCCUGGAGGCUGCUUUCAUCACUGGCUCCUGCAUUUCUGUGGCAAUAAAAUCUGUUCUGUUCUGGGCUCUGCUUCACGUCUACCGCAACUUCGGGCAGGGGCUGAGGGAGAGAAUGUUUUCUUCCUAUGGAAGGAUCGACUCCUGAGCCUCCCCUGCAGCUCUGAGUGAGUGAAGCCACCCCAGGAGCUCCUGACAAGGAUUUGCAUUCAGGGUGACAACAAAGAGUCACUUUGCCAGCAUGGGGGAGGUUCAGGAAGGUGUCACACAUUUCUUGGAGCAGCAGCACAGGUGGGACAGAGCUUAAAAAGCAAAAUGUGCUUGGGGAAAUUCCAGCUGCUCCUGCUGCCAGGACCAAGCACCUUUCACUCCUCUGGAAGCCCAGGGGGUUCACACCUGCAUGAGUGGGGAACGUUGCUCCUUUCACUGCUUUUUGCCUGGAUAGACACAAACAUCAUGAAGGAAAUUUUGCACAGCCAUGCUCUGUCCCUGAGCCUAGAAGGGGAUGGUGCUGCCAUCAUUUCCCAGCUUGGAGCUGCUGCUGAGCCCUGGUGGGUUGGUGACAGUGGUGUCCCCUUUCUAGGGCUCCUUUUCCUCCUCUGGCUUCAGAAUAUUUAAUUUUUUUUUAACCCCAGCUACACAUGAAAACUCCUCCUUGUAACCUCCCCCCUCCCUCAGUGUAACCAAGGUGCCAUUCCAUACCAGGGGGACUGUUACAAUGAAGCCUUUAAUAUUGUAAUUUAAAAGUUUGGUAUUUUAUUGACUGGAACCUUUAACUACUGGCUAUUUUUUAAUAAAGGAUAAGCACAGUU